AUUCGUGGAAGAGCUUUAUCAGUGGCAGUCUCCCCCUGUCGUCAUAACAGCAUAGUACGGCUCUGACACUACCUCCACUCAAUACCGAGAGAGAGGGGCACAAUAAACAGAAGACAUCUGUGUCUGACAUCGAGGCAGCGAAGACCGUAAUUUAAACCGCGCGUCUUCGCUCCCCAACUAGAAACCCUCCUCACCCCAUGAACGGUGCCGGCGACACGGGGUUUAACGUCCUCUAAAGACGGUGACAGGGCGAGGAGGGAACGUUGCCUUCCGGGGGAUUCAGCGAAGCAGCAGCUGAAGCAGGGUUGAUUUGGUUUUGACCACUGGAGGACCCACCACUAACUAGCUGGAUCUGAGGGACACCAGACAGAACAGAGACCACACACCUCCGACUACCUAACAUCAGAACCAAGAAGUCCACCAUCAGCAAACAACAGCAACAGCGCCAUGCAUACCUCCAUCGUCUUCCUCCUCCCCUUCUUCCUCCUCUCUCUCCUCGCCUCCUCUUCUUCUUCCCAGAGUGACUCUCCGGAACUCGUUGUCGCCACGCGGGCAGGACGUGUCCGCGGCUUCCGCCUACCGACGCCGGACCGGAGUCACGUGACCGCUUUCCUCGGAAUCCCAUUCGCGGAGCCCCCACUGGGCAAGAAGCGCUUCAGAAAGGCGGAGCCCAAGAAGCCAUGGUCGGACUUGUUCGAAGCUAGCUCCUACCCCAACGCCUGCUACCAGUUCGUUGACACCUCUUUCCCCGGGUUCCAGGGAAGCGAGAUGUGGAACCCCAACAGGGAGAUGAGCGAGGACUGCCUCUACCUCAAUAUCUGGGUCCCCACCUCCGCCAGACCUCACAACCUCACCGUGAUGGUAUGGAUCUACGGAGGAGGGUUCUACAGCGGAUCAUCGUCCCUGGACGUGUACGACGGGCGCUACUUGGCUAACUCGGAGAAGGUGGUGGUGGUUUCCAUGAACUACCGCAUCGGGGCCUUUGGGUUCCUGGCUCUCCACGGCUCCUCAGAGGCCCCUGGGAACGUGGGGCUCUUAGACCAACGCAUGGCCCUCCAGUGGGUCCAGGAUAACAUACACUUCUUCGGGGGCAACCCCAAACAGGUGACCAUCUUUGGGGAGAGUGCCGGAGCAGUCUCUGUUGGGAUGCACCUCCUGUCUCCCGACAGUCGACCCACCUUCACCCGAGCCAUCCUCCAGAGUGGAGCCCCCAACUGCCCCUGGGCCACUGUUACGCCAGCUGAAGCCCACCGUAGGGCCGUCAUGUUGGGGAAGCUCGUUGGGUGCCCCUCGGGGGGUAACGAUACGGAGCUGGUGGACUGUCUUCGCAACAAGCCCCCGCAGGAGCUCAUUGACCAGGAGUGGCAGGUCAUGCCGUGGUCUGCCAUCUUCCGUUUCUCCUUUGUGCCCGUCAUCGACGGCGUGGUCCUUCCAGACAACCCCGAGGCCAUGCUCAGCUCAGGCAACUUCAAGGACACCCAAAUCCUGCUGGGGGUCAACCAGGAUGAGGGGUCCUUCUUCCUCCUCUAUGGAGCCCCUGGCUUCAGCAAGGACAAUGAGUCACUGAUCUCGCGCGAGGACUUCCUGGAAAGCGUGAAACUGAGCGUUCCGCAUGCCAAUGAGAUCGGCCAGGAGGCUGUGGUUCUGCAGUAUACUGACUGGUUCGAUGAGAACAACGGGGUAAAGAACCGUGAUGCCCUGGACGAUGUGGUCGGAGACCAUAAUGUCAUCUGCCCCCUGCAGCACUUCGCCAGGAGCUAUGCCCAGUUUCACUCUAACCAGGGUGCCAACAAUGGGCAACCAGCGGGCAACGCAGGGGCCACGGCGAAGGAUGGGAACUCACAAGGUGGAGUGUACCUGUACCUGUUUGACCACCGUGCGUCUAACCUGGCGUGGCCUGAGUGGAUGGGUGUUAUCCAUGGUUACGAGAUAGAGUUUGUGUUCGGCAUGCCGCUUGAGAAGAGACUGAACUACACAGCCGAGGAGGAGAAACUGAGCCGACGCAUGAUGAGAUACUGGGCCAACUUCGCACGCACCGGUAACCCCAAUAUCAACUUUGAUGGCAGUGUGGAUAGCAGGCGGAGGUGGCCCCAGUUCACCAACAGUGAACAAAAACACGUGGGUCUGAACACGGAAUCCAUGAAGAUCCACAAGGGCCUGCGGAAUCAGCUGUGUGCAUUCUGGAACCGCUUCCUGCCACGCCUCCUCAACAUCACCGAUAACAUAGAUGAGGCGGAGCGUCAGUGGAAGGUGGAGUUCCAUCGCUGGUCCUCCUACAUGAUGCACUGGAAGAGCCAGUUCGACCAUUACAGCAAGCAGGAGCGCUGCACUGACCUCUGAGGAGAGAGAGAAAGAGAUGAUGAAGACCUAGUCCUUCCAUAGUUUCCUACAUUUCUUCAUGUGAUAUGAUUUGUUAAGGCUUUGCAGUUUAACUCAACGAAGGCCAAACAGUGGAUUCCUUUCCCCCACAAAAUCACAUUUAAUGUGUCACAAAUCAUACUUUCUGUGUGUUUUUUGUUUUUCCAUUGCAGAUGUUUGGCUGCCUAAAACACGUCCAUAAGCUGACAAUUUAUCAGCGUCAAAUUUAUUAUGGAAGGAGGUGGUCAUUGAUGAAGGCUGUGAAACGGUGAACAUUUCAAAGGUGUGUCAUUACAGUACCUCUGAAGACUGUGUGUAUGUGUGUGUGCGUGUAUGCAUGCAUCCGUGGGCAUGUGUGUGUGUGUGUGUGUGUGUGCGCGGAAGUGUGGUACGACUGAACCUCUGUGUUCUACAUCACUCUUUUUUUUUUUUUUUUUUACUUCACUUUCUUAUUUUCCAGUUGAUACAAAUCUCGCUAUCUGCUUAUUUUUAAUGAUCUUUAUUUAAAACAGCUAUUAUGACCACUGUUCCACUGUCUGACCAUGUAUCCGUUCACUUGGCGUUCGUCUAUCUCUUAUAUCUGCCCCCCCCCCCCCCCGUUCUUCUAUCCUUCUUUCUUUCUCUCUGACUGUAUUAGUUAGGUGAUCUGUUGUUGUAUCUGUGUCGUGUCUUCUCCCGUGUCUCAAAUGACACCCUAUUCCCUAUAUGGUGCACUACUAAGCUCUGGUUGAAAGUAGUGCACUCCAUGUGGAAAAGAGGUGGGAUUCAGAAAUACUGUCUGUGUCUGUGUAGCGUCUUCUUUUGCAUCUCAAAUGUACACCCUAUUCCCUACAUAAUGCACGACUAAACUCUGGUCGAAAGUAGUACAUGGAAUAGGGUGUGAUUUGGGAUGUAGUCUGGGUGGGUCCAAACCUAAAACCUCUGAUCAAUUAUUAUAGGAAUCUGGAGCCAUGUAAAUCGCUGUGUGCUGGGUUAGAAAAUAACUACACUGAAAAAACACACAGCUAAGACUGUGUGUGUGUGUGUGUGUGUGUGUGUGUGUGUGUGUGUGUGUGUGUGUGUGUGUGUGUGUGUGUGUGUGUGUGUGUGUGUGUGUGUGUGUGUGUGUGUGUGUGUGUGUGUGUGUGUGUGUGUGUUUGUGUGUGUUACACUAGAUGGAUAUAAACAGACAAGUGCAUACAAAGUUCAUACACACACACUAUCACUCUCUCACACACCAAAACACACACACACACAGAGUGGAUUGAAAAGCGUGCACGGAGGACCAGUACUCACAAGUUCAGCGUUCAACAAGAUAGACAUGUAGUCAUGUUAUAUGUCACACGUCUAUCUUGUUCAUCGCUGAACUUCAUCGCUGAACUCCGUGCACGUUUCUCAAUCCACUCUGUGUGUUUCGGUGUGUGUGUGUGUGUGUUUCGGUGUGCGCGAGAGCGAUAGUGUUUGUAUGCACUUGUCGGUAUAUAUCCACAUACCUCUGUCAAUCACCUAUAUGUAGCCGAGCACUUGUGAAUGUCAGUCACACCCACUGUUGUUUGUUCUAGCGUCAGAAUGCAGUAAAGUAUUAUAUUUUGUGGGCGUGAGGGUGUGUGUGUGUGCAUACUACUAAUAUUGUCUCCGUGCCAACGGGUCGAUGUGUCUCGCUCCCCUCCAUCUCUCUCUUUUGUCCUAUCCAUCUCUCUCCCGUCUCAACCCCCCCCCCUCUCUCCAUCUCUCUCUCCUCCAUCUCUCUCUCCUCCAUCUCUCCAUGUCCCCAGAGGACGAACGGUUCUCGUUAGUCUAAUGGAGACUGAAGUAAUUCACUCAGUGUGUGCCUGUUGGUGUGUGUGUGUGUGUGUGUGUGUGUGUGUGUGUGUGUGUGUGUGUGUGUGUGUGUGUGUGUGUGUGUGUGUGUGUGUGUGUGUGUGUGUGUGUGUGUGUUUGUGUGUGUUACACUAGAUGGAUAUAAACAGACAAGUGCAUACAAAGUUCAUACACACACACUAUCACUCUCUCACACACCAAAACACACACACACACAGAGUGGAUUGAAAAGCGUGCACGGAGGACCAGUACUCACAAGUUCAGCGUUCAACAAGAUAGACAUGUAGUCAUGUUAUAUGUCACACGUCUAUCUUGUUCAUCGCUGAACUUCAUCGCUGAACUCCGUGCACGUUUCUCAAUCCACUCUGUGUGUUUCGGUGUGUGUGUGUGUGUGUUUCGGUGUGCGCGAGAGCGAUAGUGUUUGUAUGCACUUGUCGGUAUAUAUCCACAUACCUCUGUCAAUCACCUAUAUGUAGCCGAGCACUUGUGAAUGUCAGUCACACCCACUGUUGUUUGUUCUAGCGUCAGAAUGCAGUAAAGUAUUAUAUUUUGUGGGCGUGAGGGUGUGUGUGUGUGUGUGCAUACUACUAAUAUUGUCUCCGUGCCAAUCGGUCGAUGUGUCUCGCUCCCCUCCAUCUCUCUCUUUUGUCCUAUCCAUCUCUCUCCCGUCUCAACCCCCCCCCCCUCUCUCCAUCUCUCUCUCCUCCAUCUCUCUCUCCUCCAUCUCUCCAUGUCCCCAGAGGACGAACGGUUCUCGUUAGUCUAAUGGAGACUGAAGUAAUUCACUCAGUGUGUGCCUGUUGGUGUGUGGUGUGUGUGUGUGUGUGUGUGUGUGUGUGUGUGUGUGUGUGUGUGUGUGUGUGUGUGUGUGUGUGUGUGUGUGUGUGUGUGUGUGUGUGUGUGUGUGUGUGUGUGUGUGUGUGUGUGUGUGUGUGAGUGUGUGUGUGUGUGUGUGUGUGUGUGUGUGUGUGUGUGUGUGUGUGUGUAAUUCAGUGCUCCAGUGAAACGACAGGAUGCUGCGUCAGCCAUUCGCUGGCUAUGAGACAGACAGGCCCUGGGCUGGGCUGUACUGCACUGCUGCAGUGGCUGGGGCUGAUGGAGAGAGAGGGAGGAGGGUGAGAGAGGGGCGAGAGUUGGAGAGCAUGGGUAGGAGAGAUGAGAGAUGGAGGGGAAUGAGAGAUGGAGCAAGGGUGAGUGGGAAAUGGAGAGAGAGAGGGUAAAGAUAAAAAGAGAGGGGAAGAUGGAGGGGAAAAGAAAACAGGGUUACGUACUCCACUCUUGUCUAUACUAAGGUUAUUUAUCAUUAAUGUGACAUAUACGUACUAUAUGUGUGGGUUUUUGUUACUCUUUUUCAGUAUUUUAUUUUGCAGUUGCAUUCUUCAGGUUUAAACCAGCUACAGAUGUCAGAGUGUAAGAGACUGACUGUACGGAGUGUUUAACGAUCACUUCCGUAUCUGUUGAGAUUGUUCUGAGUUUGGCUGCUCUCGCCGGGACUUUGACAUGAUAAAUCCGUCCGUCUGUCUGUCUUUGUGUGUUCUCCGUAUGUGUGUCUAAUUGUCUGUCACUGUGAGUCUACCUUUUGUUUGUUUGUUUGUCCAUCUGUGUCCUGUCUCUCUGCUUGUGUUUGUCUACUUGUCAUCCGCCCGUCUCCAUACAGUUUUUGCAUGAUGUCAUACUUUUGUGAUGUCAUAUGUGUAAUGUCAUAUUUAUUUGAACUUGCGUUUGUUGACAUUGUGGAAGGGAUCAGGAUCAGCCUUGUGAUUGGUCAGUGGGUCUUUCAUCGAAUCAUUAUGAGUGGUGUAUUCACCGGCAUGUACAACUCCUAUUUAACGACUGGAGUAGAGUAGUCUAGCUUUAAAAAAAUACAUAUAUAAAAUAAAAAAAGUCAAAGACUAUCUGUAAUUAUUUAGAUACUGGCUGAGUCCCAAAUGGCACCCUAUUCCCUACAUAGUGCGUUACUUUUGAUCAGGGCCCAAAGGGCUCUGGUCAAAAGUUGUGCACUAUAUAGGGAAUGGGUUGCCAUUUGGGACGCAUCCACUUUGUUUGACUGAACAGAAUGCAUGUGUGUAUGUAUGGACUGGCUGCGUGAGUGUUCCGAUGAUGGCUGAGUGACAGCUGCUCAAGCACCUCUUUUCCAAUAAGAGGGCCUGCUUACCCUUGCUCCCCCAAUGAUAUCCCUUCAUGCAUGUCCAGAGCAACAACCCUCCCCCCCUCUCUGUAACCUACUCCAAAUUUAUGAGUUAUUUUCCGUAACAAUAUAAUACCCCUGAUGUCCUGAUAUGUAUUUGGAUUAUUAUUACAAUUAUUAUAGCUUUGAAAUUACAGUUGAUGUUAGCAAUAAUAUAACACAUUGAUAACUAAAUAUAUGACAUUUAUUGUAUGAUGAUGAUGAUUAUGACGAUGAUGAUGAAGAUUGACAAAGCAAUAUAAUAUAUAUAUAUAUAGAGUGCCAUAUUUUUAUUUGAAUUGUUAUAUUAUUUUUCCUUUUUCCUUUUUCAAUCCAACAGUAUUACUACAGUACUACUACAGUAUACUAGUCUAAACAGUAUAUCGAGUAUAUACAGUAUUAUGGGUAUAUACAGCAUAGUAUCUACUGUAUAUAGUAUAUAUAUAGUAUAUACAGUUUAUACUAGUAACACUACUGUACUAUUACAGUACUACUACUUCUGCAUCAUUUGUUACAGUCGCUAGUACUUUAAAUAAUACAUUAGAAUGGCUUUUGUAGAAGUAUGUAUUCAUGAAUGCCAGCUUGUUGUUUGUCAAAUUGCAACAAAAUAAAGACACCUUGCUUGCUUACCUCUAA
Messenger RNA from Oncorhynchus kisutch (coho salmon), 6961 nucleotides. It is a transcript of the gene ache, whose product is annotated as acetylcholinesterase (Yt blood group). Gene Ontology annotation, biological process: acetylcholine catabolic process; choline metabolic process. NCBI's taxonomy places the organism in Eukaryota, Metazoa, Chordata, Actinopteri, Salmoniformes, Salmonidae. The record is from RefSeq and is a predicted model, not a curated record. The transcript is spliced from 11 exons. Gene Ontology annotation, cellular component: plasma membrane. Gene Ontology annotation, molecular function: acetylcholinesterase activity. The coding region runs from base 448 to 2340 and encodes 630 amino acids.